AUGCUUAGUUUUGUGAGAAUUGUUGUUCUUGUGACUUGUUUUCUUACAGUUGCACAUUCUUUCGACUUCCCUAGAAAUGCCGACCAAACACUGUGGGCUCUGAAUACGUGCAUAAAGGAGUCGAAAGCUUCUUCUAAGACCGCCGAUUUGUGGAAGGAUCUAAACUUUGAAAAAAGUGAGGAAACUUACUGCUUUGUCCAGUGCUUGUGGACUUACUUAGGCGUUUACGAUGAAAAGACAAAGAUAUUCAAUGCUGAUGCCGUCAAAAUUCAGUUCCAAAAGCGUGGCGUUUCGAUUCCGAAGGGUCUGGAUAAGCUAAAGGUCAUAACACGAGGGACUUGCAAAGAUAUUUUUGACCUUACAAAGGACUUUCUCAAGGCCAACAAGAAAGAACUCAAGUUCAUCUUCUACUGGACUCCAGAAACGCAGAAGGAUUGGUUCGAUAAGAACAAGGGAAAAGUGAAGAAUGUGAACCAGAAAGCUUCGGACUUUUGCAAGAACGAAGAGGACUUGUGUCGAUUGAACUGCAGAUUCUACUACUAUCGCCUGGUUGAUGAGGAUCUGCGCGUGGUGUUCUUCACCAAACCCAGGAUCAAUGGUAUUUCCGAUGCACAGAUUAACAAGUGCCGAUUGGAAGCUAAUCAGACGACUGGUUGUGCUGUUGCGAAGGUCCUUAAGCAGUGCCUGGACAAGAUUGACGCUGAGAAGGUGGAAAAGGCGCUGCAAAUGUGGGAUGAAACAUCCAAAACUUAUGCUUAAACCUUCCUUGAACACAAUGUAUGGAUGAAAUGACUAUUAAAUCGCACACAAA
This is a messenger RNA of Phlebotomus argentipes, 811 nucleotides long. RefSeq lists its product as uncharacterized. The transcript has 2 exons. The coding region runs from base 1 to 759 and encodes 252 amino acids. NCBI's taxonomy places the organism in Eukaryota, Metazoa, Arthropoda, Insecta, Diptera, Psychodidae. The record is from RefSeq and is a predicted model, not a curated record. Gene Ontology annotation, molecular function: odorant binding.